AUGUGGAUUAACAUAUAAUUGAUAGAAAUAAGAAAGGAUCUAAUAUGAUUCUUGUGAUUACAACCACAAAGUUAUUUAUAUAUAUCCACACACAGACUAGGAUUUCCCACAACAACAAAACCAUAUCAAGAAACACAACAUGAGGAGGAAGAAGAAGAAGAAAUUAGAUGGUGACAAUUGAGAGUGAUGAGUGUAUAUAUAUGUGUUAUGAAUCUCACACAAUUACACUCUUCUUUCUCUUUCUGAAGGCAAGUCAAUAGAGGCAAAGGGAAGAAAUGGGUUGCCACGUGGCAUGGAGUGUUCAAACAUGAUGAGACCCGAGUUUGGCUCCUCCCUCCAUUUUUCCCGGAAAACAACACAAAUACCAUAUUUUUCUCCAUUUCUCUCUCUACACACAUAACUCAAAGAAGAAAAAAAUCAGAAAACGAGAAUCGAUCUCCAGUAGUUAUUAUGGAUAAGAAAGAAAAGGCGAAAGAGAAAAAGGAAAAGAGGCGCCAAGAGAUCUCUCUCCUCCGUACCAUCCCUUACUCCGACCAUCAAAGAUGGUGGACCUCCGAAACUAUAGCUGUGGUGACGGGUGCGAAUAGGGGGAUCGGGUUUGAGAUCGCGCACCAGCUGGCGUUGCACGGGAUCACAGUCAUUCUCACAUCACGCGAGACGGGUGUUGGACAAGAAGCAGCAAAGGUGUUGCAGGAAGGAGGUUUGAAUGUGGUGUUUCACCAACUGGACAUCAUAGACCCUCCAUCAAUUGAAUCCUUUGUUCAAUGGAUCAAGGAAGAAUAUGGUGGUGUAGAUGUAUUGAUAAACAAUGCUGGAGUGAAUUACAAUGCUGGAUCAGAUAACUCUGUGGAAAAUGCUGAACAAGUUAUUCAGACCAACUAUUAUGGGACCAAAAAUAUGAUUAAAGCAAUGGUUCCUCUUAUGAGGCCUUCGGAACCUGGUGCUCGGAUUGUUAAUGUCAGUUCCAAAUUGGGAAGAUUGAGUGGCCGGAGAAAUAGAAUUGAAAAUGCUGAAAUAAGAAAAAAGCUAGAAAAUGAUGAGUUGCUAUCUGAGGAAUUGAUUGAUGAAGUGAUGAGUACCUUCUUGAAACAAGCAGAGGAUGGGACUUGGAAAGAAGGUGGCUGGCCUCAAGUAUUCACAGACUAUUCCUUGUCCAAACUGGCGGUUAACACUUACACGAGGCUGAUGGCGAGGGAGUUUGCUAGUCGUCCAGAAGGCAAAAAGAUAUACAUCAAUUGCUACUGCCCCGGGUGGGUGAGGACCGCUAUGACCAGUUGGGCCGGACACAUUAGCAUUGAGGAUGGGGCUGACACUGCAGUGUGGCUUGCCUUGCUUCCCGAUCAGUUUGUGACUGGCAAGUUCUUCUCCGAGAGGCGUGAGAUCAAUUUCUGAGGCACAAGAUGGUGUUCUGUGGACCACAUUUCUGUUGCACCAGUUUCCAAGUUUAGUUUUCAGGGAAACAGGCAACAUAGGAGUGGAAUUUUGCUGGCUGGUUUGAUUAUGGUAAGAGUUGGGAGAAGAAGCAAGAGCAACAUCAUUUAUCUGCAUCUUUUCUGCUCCUCUUACUAUUGAAAUCAAGAUUCCUUUGCAUCAGUAGACUUAGAACUGGUAGCUUUGGUUUUCUGAUUUUGAUGCAGGAACAACAGUCAAUUACAACAAGGGAAGCAGGUCAGUUUUUGUUUUGUUUUGUUUUUGAUACUAAUAUUUUGUUUUGCAUUUUGAUAGGCUCAAAUUUGAAAUUUGUCAAAACAAAUUUAUUGAGGUUUUAUUUUGGUGAGUUUGGCCUAUACUGCUUGCUUCAGUAACUUCAGCAGAUGUGUUCCACAUGACAAGAUGAUUAUGAUUUGCUUUUACAACAGCUUAUCUAUUCAUUUACACAAUAUUCUAAUACAUAUUACAUCUACUGUAUGUAAUAACUCGGAUAAUCCAUGUUGCGUGAGAAUUACCUUCGUUUCGUCA
Molecule: messenger RNA, 1959 nt
Organism: Salvia splendens (bonfire salvia)
Lineage: Eukaryota; Viridiplantae; Streptophyta; Magnoliopsida; Lamiales; Lamiaceae
Product: (+)-neomenthol dehydrogenase
Exons: 5
Coding region: 451-1392 (313 amino acids)
Cellular component (GO): membrane
Molecular function (GO): oxidoreductase activity, acting on the CH-OH group of donors, NAD or NADP as acceptor
Source: RefSeq, a predicted model, not a curated record